Messenger RNA from Fasciola hepatica (liver fluke), 2103 nucleotides. The record is from the annotation of a GenBank genome assembly. Lineage: Eukaryota; Metazoa; Platyhelminthes; Trematoda; Plagiorchiida; Fasciolidae.
AUGUCAUUUCUCGUAGUUAUCCGUGUCUGGGUCACUGCUAACCCAACGAACAACGAGUUUGCAUUUGCAAGCGCUCAUCUCAUAUUCAUAGUCAGAUCUAAUUUGAAUCGUCUCGAUUGUGAAUGGACACCGUUGAUUGAAGUGGCGACAAAUGAAUACGAAUUGUCAUUUCUCGUAGUUAUCCGUGUCUGUGUCACUGCUAACCCAACGAACAACGAGUUUGCAUUUGCAAGCGCUCAUCUCAUAUUCAUAGUCAGAUCUUAUUUGAAUCGUCUCGAUUGUGAAUGGACACUGUUGAUUGAAUUGCCGAGAAAUGAAUACGAAUUGUCAUUUCUCGUAGUUAUUCGUGUCUGUGUCACUGCUAACCCAACGAACAACGAGUUUGCAUUUGCAAGCGCUCAUCUCAUAUUCAUAGUCAGAUCUUAUUUGAAUCGUCUCGAUUGUGAAUGGACACUGUUGAUUGAAUUGCCGAGAAAUGAAUACGAAUUGUCAUUUCUCGUAGUUAUUCGUGUCUGUGUCACUGCUAACCCAACGAACAACGAGUUUGCAUUUGCAAGCGCUCAUCUCAUAUUCAUAGUCAGAUCUGAUUUGAAUCGUCUCGAUUGUGAAUGGACACUGUUGAUUGAAUUGCCGGGAAAUGAAGACGAAUUGUCAUUUCUCGUAGAUAUCCGUGUCUGUGUCACUGCUAACCCAACGAACAACGAGUUCGCAUUUGCAAGCGCUCAUCUCAUAUUCAUAGUCAGAUCUUAUUUGAAUCGUCUCGAUUGUGAAUGGACACUGUUGAUUGAAUUGCCGAGAAAUGAAUACGAAUUGUCAUUUCUCGUAGUUAUUCGUGUCUGUGUCACUGCUAACCCAACGAACAACGAGUUUGCAUUUGCAAGCGCUCAUCUCAUAUUCAUAGUCAGAUCUGAUUUGAAUCGUCUCGAUUGUGAAUGGACACUGUUGAUUGAAUUGCCGAGAAAUGAAGACGAAUUGUCAUUUCUCGUAGAUAUCCGUGUCUGUGUCACUGCUAACCCAACGAACAACGAGUUCGCAUUUGCAAGCGCUCAUCUCAUAUUCAUAGUCAGAUCUUAUUUGAAUCGUCUCGAUUGUGAAUGGACACUGUUGAUUGAAUUGCCGAGAAAUGAAUACGAAUUGUCAUUUCUCGUAGUUAUUCGUGUCUGUGUCACUGCUAACCCAACGAACAACGAGUUUGCAUUUGCAAGCGCUCAUCUCAUAUUCAUAGUCAGAUCUAAUUUGAAUCGUCUCGAUUGUGAAUGGACACUGUUGAUUGAAUUGCCGAGAAAUGAAGACGAAUUGUCAUUUCUCGUAGAUAUCCGUGUCUGUGUCACUGCUAACCCAACGAACAACGAGUUUGCAUUUGCAAGCGCUCAUCUCAUAUUCAUAGUCAGAUCUAAUUUGAAUCGUCUCUAUUGUGAAUGGACACUGUUGAUUGAAUUGCCGAGAAAUGAAUACGAAUUGUCAUUUCUCGUAGUUAUCCGUGUCUGUGUCAUUGCUAACCCAACGAACAACGAGUUUGCAUUUGCAAACGCUCAUCUCAUAUUCAUAGUCAGAUCUAAUUUGAAUCGUCUCGAUUGUGAAUGGACACUGUUGAUUGAAUUGCCGAGAAAUGUAUACGAAUUGUCAUUUCUCGUAGUCAUUCGUGUCUGUGUCACUGCUAACCCAACGAACAACGAGUUUGCAUUUUCAAUUGCUCAACUCAUAUUCAUAGUCAGAUCUAAUUUGAAUCGUCUCGAUUGUGAAUGGAUACUGUUGAUUGAAGUGCCGACAAAUGAACGAGAAUUGUCAUUUCUCGUAGUCAUUCGUGUCUGGGUCACUGCUAACCCAACGAACAACGAGUUUGCAUUUUCAAUUGCUCAACUCAUAUUCAUAGUCAGAUCUAAUUUGAAUCGUCUCGAUUGUGAAUGGAUACUGUUGAUUGAAUUGCCGAGAAAUGAAUACGAAUUGUCAUUUCUCGUAGUUAUUCGUGUCUGGGUCACUGCUAACCCAACGAACAACGAGUUUGCAUUUGCAAGCGCUCAUCUCAUAUUCAUAGUCAGAUCUAAUUUGAAUCGUCUCGAUUGUGAAUGGAUACUGUUGAUUGAAUUGCCGACAAAUGAAUGA